Molecule: messenger RNA, 315 nt
Organism: Fusarium vanettenii 77-13-4
Lineage: Eukaryota; Fungi; Ascomycota; Sordariomycetes; Hypocreales; Nectriaceae
Exons: 1
Source: RefSeq, a predicted model, not a curated record
CUUCUCGCCAGCGCCGCCCCGGCCGUCGUUCCUCGCGCUGAGGGUCAAGCUACCUACUACCACCCCGGCCUUGGCGCCUGUGGCAAGACCCACGGCGAUGGUGACCUGGUCGUCGCCAUGUCUGCUGCCCUCUUCGACGCCCAGAAGCCCUGCGGCAAGAGCAUCAAGGUCAAGGGCGCCGCCGGCGAGGUCACCGUUAAGGUCGUUGACCGCUGCGAGGGCUGCGCCUACAACGACAUCGAUCUCUCGCCCACUGCCUUCCAGCAGGGCAUCGGUGCUCUCAGCAUCGGCCGCACCACCACCACCUGGGACUGG